Molecule: messenger RNA, 714 nt
Organism: Microcebus murinus (gray mouse lemur)
Lineage: Eukaryota; Metazoa; Chordata; Mammalia; Primates; Cheirogaleidae
Source: RefSeq, a predicted model, not a curated record
AUGGCAAACCACAUCAUUGGGUUGAAAAGCGCAAAACCACCUAAAAUCCUGUUUUACGAACUUGUCACUGAACUGGCAGCUGUACGAGAAGAAAUCGUUAACACACACAACACCCUUAGGAGAGGAGUGAUUCCACCAGCCAGCAACAUGCUGAAGAUGAAUUGGAGUGAAGGGGCUGCACAAAAUGCCAGAGCUGUUUCGACAUAUUGUGAUAUAGUUGAGAGCAACCCAGUUGAGAGGAGAAUUGGAAGUACCUUUUGCGGGGAAAAUAUGCAUAUGACAACUCAAGCUGUUUCAUGGUCACACGUAAUUAGAACCUGGUACAAUGAGUCUAAAUAUUUCAAAUAUGGUCAAUGGACAUCAACGGAUGAUGACAAGGCUACUGACCAUUACACUCAGAUUGUUUGGGCCACUUCUUAUCUCGUGGGCUGUGGCAUUACAUCAUGCCGCAAAGGAGGGUUGCCUCGGUAUAUCUACGUUUGUCACUAUUGUCAUGAGGGAAACGAUCCUGACACAAAGAAUCGACCUUAUAAGACAGGCACCAUAUGUGGAGACUGUCCAAAUGACUGUGAAGAUAAACUUUGUACUAACCCCUGCAUCUACUAUGAUGAAUAUGCCCACUGUGAGCAACAAGUAAGAGGUUUUGGAUGCAACCACGUAUCAACUAAGCUAUUCUGCCAAGCUACUUGUCUGUGUAAAACUGAGAUAAGAUAA